GUUGCAGUGUUGUGUUGUUGAUAGAUUUCACGUCGACAUAACAUACGGUGACGGAACUUUUUUUUUAUUAUUUCGGUGAAAGAGGCCCGCUAUCGGGGACCUCCUCUGACCUUAUCGCCCCUACAUCGAAAUUAUUAUCGUGGGCAGAAGCUCGAUAAGUGGGUAUAAUAACAGAAAUAUCUGUCAGUGUUAUCCUGAUGACUCAGCUGAGGAGGAGGACGGAUGUCUCCUACUUCUGCGUGAGUCGUCCUCAUGUGAUCUCGACGACUACCUCUUUGUUUACCUCAGUCUGCUGUCUGCUGUGUUCGUGUCCUGUCCAGCAGGAGUAGUAGUAUUAAUCAGCAGUUAUAGUAGUAGUGAUUAGUUCCCUUUGAGCAUUGCCACCAGGACAAUGUGGUUCCACAGACUUGCGGUGGUCGUGACUAUCUCUCUCUCAAGUUUGAAUGGUAUAUUCGUAGGUCGGGUCUGGGCAGAUGGCGGCGACGACGAUCCCCCCACAAACAACUGCAGGGUCGUCCACGGCGACCUGGUGUACGACCUGAGCGACCUCGCCAAGAACGACUACUAUCACGUGCAGGAGACCCUCCAUACUGAACACACGAAGGAGUACUUCUUGAGUGUCUGCCACCCCCUGAGGGGCGCCCCGACGUCGUGCCCCAAAGGAGGGUCCGGGGUGUGCGCCGUCACCAUCCAGGAUGGCAGCAACGCCACCCGGGUCUUCCGGGACAUGGGCAAGGUCCCCUCGGAGGUGAAGGUGGCAGAUAUGGGAAGGAUCGAGUACAUCUACGAGAGCGGAGAGAAAUGCGGUCUGAGGGGCCGGAACGAGACUUACGUGACGGAGGUCCACCUCCUCUGUCCCCAGGGGCCAUCCGACGAUGCCGGCCCAGUCCUCAUGUCUUCGCCCGGCUGCCGCCUCUUCUUUGCCUGGAUGACGAAGGCGGCCUGUCCGAAGAAGGUCGAGGUUGCCAACGCCACAACCUGCAUGGUGAAGUUUUCAAACUCCGACUACGACCUCAAUCUCCACAUGCUUCAUUCGGGGUCCUUCUACAAUGUCUCCAGUUCCGACGAGAGUUAUGAGGUCAAUUUCUGCGGCCCCGUCACGAAUGGGCACUGUGGGCGAGACGACGUCACUGUUUGCAAACUAGACAAAUCUUCGGCUCCUACUGUCAUGGGCACAACCAAAGAUAUGAAGUUAGUCUGGAGUAACGAGCAUCUGAAGCUCCUCUAUUCUUAUGAUUCCAGAGUCGUCGAAUUUCAGUUCUUCUGCGAGAGGACGGCGACGACACCCAAGAUAUACUAUGUUUCGAAGAACAGCUCUGCGGUCGUCUUCAACGUGAAGACGGCUGUCGUUUGUACGCCGGAGACUCCAGACUGUGUGAUUAACGAUGAUAAGGGGAAUGUGUACGAUCUACGGUCUCUUUACAAGCCCCAUGGGAAUUGGAAGGUUAUCGACAGCAGGAGUGGAGAGAGGGAAACUGAGGGAGAUGAGCAGCAUUUGAUUCUCUAUCAUAUCAACAUGUGUGGUGCAGUCAAUUAUGAGACCUACUACCACUGUCCGCCAGGGCCAAUUGGCGCCUGUCAGACAAGUAUUGGUGCAUCAUCAGCUUACAACCUGGGUUUCCUCACCUCACAUCCCACUGUUAAUGCAGAUGGUUCGAUCACUGUUUUGUAUACUGGAGGUGACACAUGCAAGAAUGGCCAGCAUACAAAAUCAACCCGUAUAAAUCUGUUUUGUGACCAGAGAGAGCUCGAGCCGGUUUUGAUGGAGAUCACAGACACCUGUGAAUACAUCUUCAACUGGUUAACUCCCGCUGCUUGCCCAAGACACUUAAAGACGGGGAAUAACUGCCAAGUGACCGAUCCCCUUUAUGGUCAUCUGUUCGACUUUAAUUCGUUACGAAAUAAGAAAAUUGAUUAUAACGUGUCAGAUGGUCAGCAUUCCUAUCUGAUAAAUGUCUGCGGUCCUCUUGUGUCGAAAUGCAACGGAGAGGACACUUCUGGUGUCUGUCAAGUCAAAGGUGAUGUUCAGUUUAGCGGAGGUCUAGCUUCAUCAGACAUAACAUUCAACGACGGGACUUUGAUUAUGAGGUUGACAAAUGGUUCACAAGGCUGCGAAGAUGGUAACAGCAGAUCCACACUCAUACUCUUCAUGUGUGACCACGAAGAGAGUGGAUAUGAUGGGCCGGUAUUCAUACAGGAAGACGAUUCUUGCACUUACCAAUUCAUCUGGAGAACACGUGUUGCUUGUCCACCCUUCCAAGUAGUAGAUUGCACCUACAUAACGGGCAAUGGAACGGUUUAUGACCUGAGUGAACUGUCGUCCUCUAUCGUGAAUGAAGAAUACUAUUCUCCCAACCAUUCUAAAAAGUAUGUGUUGAAUGUCUGUAGGUCUAUCGUCCAUAGUAAAGAGAGUAGGUGCCCAUAUAAAUCAGCAGCUUGCAUAGUUGAUACUGAGGAGAACAACCAUGCUGUCAGCAUUGGAGAAGUUUCCAGUGGGCCCUCUAUUGAAAAUGGAGCCCUUGUCUUGAAGUAUCCUAGAGGAGAUCGUUGUGUUAGUAAUCCCUCCGUUCAGACUGAGAGCAUCAUCGUGUUUAAAUGUGACAUGAAGGCAUUGUAUCCUUACCCACAGCUUGUUGCAGAGGAAAACUGCAAAUAUGUAUUUGAAUGGGCUACUCCAGUUGCUUGCCCUGUGAAAGUAGCACCAGAUAUCCCUAGUGGAGAAGACUGUAAAGUGAGCAAUCCCUUAACAGGCUAUGUUUUUGAUCUGAAUUCUCUCAAGAGGGAUGGUGGUUAUGACGUUCAAGGUGAUGCCAGAAUUCAGCUCGUACUGAAUGUUUGUGAUAACGUCAAGUCUGGGAAGUGUCCUGGUGAUAACACAGGAGCUUGCCUGAUCCAUGAUGAUGGUAAGCUUGCAAUUGCUGGCGAGGCAAAUGCUAACCUCCACUUUCUUCCCGGGUUUUUGUUCCUUCACUAUGUUGGGGGCGAGAAAUGUCGAAAUGGGCUCGAGAGGUCAACGCUGAUCAACUUCGUCUGUGGAGCAGAAGGUUCAACAGAAGGACCAGUACUUGUUCACGAUGACCUGGAUAAUUGCACUUACCACAUCAACUGGCACACAGAACUCGUGUGCGAACGAAGGAUAAACUGUUUUGUUGACACAUGGGAACGUCGAAUUGACCUAUCACCCCUCAUUAAGACAUCUGGCAACUAUGAAACUUUAAACCCCUACAACCGCAAGCAGAAGUUUUAUCUGAAUGUGUGCCGACCUCUUAAUCAAAUCACUGGACUUUUGUGCCAUCCAGGGUCUGCUGCCUGCCUUGCUGAUUCCUCUUCCAAUGACCCUCCUUUGAAUCUGGGUCAUCCCAUGGUGACGCCAAUCAAUACGAACGACAAAGAGGUUGACCUCAUGUAUUCGGCUGGGUCAGUGUGUCCCACUAACACCGGAUUUCCAGUUACAACGAGAAUAUCCUUUGUGUGCGAUGAAAAAGUUGGCUUGGGCUCUCCAGAGUUCAAAGAAAUAACACAUGACUGUCAGUAUAUCUUUGAAUGGAGGACAUCUCUAGUAUGUAAUAAGACAGAAGAGAUUCCAGAUUCAGGUCCAGUUUGCCAAAUCAUGUUUAAGGCAGCCAAGACCAAUGUCGACCUCAAACCUUUGCAAAAGGCCGGAGGCUAUGAAGUUAAAUAUGGAAGUAAAUCCUUCAAGGUCAAUGUUUGUGGUCCUUCUUGCAGUGACUCCGGGGUUUGCACUACUGGUGGCGAGAAGUACGGCUCAUACAAGAAGUCUACUUUGAAUUGGGACUACGACAAACUGAAGCUCGUCUACCUUGGAGGAGACUCCUGCUCUGGGGCUCUGAGCGGUCAGAAGAGUACUAUAAUUUUCUUCAGUUGCGAUAUGUCGGCAGGUUUUGGAGUUCCUGUUGCUGAUAGCAUCAUGGACCUAACUGAGUGUGUGGCUGUAUUUACUUGGAGAACGAAUGUAACUUGUAUCGAAGGCAUUUACGGCACAGACGCACCAAAUAAGGUCGUCCCCACUCCUGUGGUUGUGCCUUCCUUGCCAACUGCAACAAAUCAGACAGAUGGAGGUAAAGGAGGCAGCGAUCCCUCGGCUGACACGCAGAAGAGUGAAGGCGAGCCUUCGCGCACGGACGUAACGGGAGUCAUCGCUACCAUUCUAGUCGUCUCAGGGAUUAUAUUUGUGAUAGUGCUGGUUCUCUUCAAGUCCGAGAGAGGUCAACGCUUCAUGUCAUCUACCCGCAGGCUCUUCGGAAUGAAAGGGUAUACAGACAUAACCCAGAGACCUGCAGAAAGUUCCUCUCUCAUAGGAUCCACCUCUAGAGUAUUUAGAGUUGAUGAUAGCGAUGACGAUCUGCUCAGAGUUUAGCUAGAAGUAGUGUGACCUGGUACCCAUAUCUUCAUUUUCCCUAUAUUAAAACACAGCUUGCUUAAAAGUAGCUCACUCAAAACAUUUUUUAGUCUGAGACUUACGGGUGGCUUUAUGCGAGCUCACGAGGACAGAUAUAUGAUGCUAUUCUAAUUCUUGUAUGGCUAGAGGAUUCUUGGGUCACUGUCAGGUUUGCUUAGUAAAGCUGAGGUUUUCAUGAUUUUUCAAGAUGAUUAUUACAAGAUGUGAUAAGUACUUUAGCCUCAUACUAUUUAAGGUUUUCGUGCACUUGCAUGAAUGUAAAAGUUACCAUAAACCAUCAUUAUCAGAUAUAAACUUUUUGGAAGUUCAGUUAUGGAAAACACAGUAGAGGGUUAUUGACAUAAUGUACUUUAUAACAAGUGAAUGAUUUCUUGCUUGCGGCCAUCCUAAAACCUUCUUGUAAUUAACCUAAUAUUAUCCUAAGCAUACUGGACAUUUUGGGCUUGUAACCUUACCCUGCAGAACGAGCUAUUUUUGCAUUUUGUACUAACAAAAAGGUUCCUGAAUGAAGGAUGAGAUGAAUCCGAGGUGAAUCAGGUUACUACUAUAGGCUAAUUGUCUUUGAAGUUUUAAGAAUUUCAUUAAUGUGUAAAUUUAAGUCCUGUUUUUUGUUCAUAAGAGGAGAAUACAAGAGAAGGCUGGUGUUAUGAAUGGUAGACAGAUUUCUGUUAAAAUUUUGGCGUUUGUAGAAUUCUGUGGGAAAAAAUUUUCAUUUUAGUUUUCCUUACACUUCCAGAUGAAUUCAUUUCAUUGUAGCUAGUCAUAUAUCCAUAUACAAAUAUUUUUUCUCUUUGGUUUAUUGAGGAAAUAAGUGGCUAAAAAGUAUUUUUUUUAGCAAUCAUUGAUAUAAUGUAGCUUUUGCUUUAGUUAUACACGUACUGUAUACUGUAUUGAAAUUCAGUUACUACUGUAUUUGUCUUUCAUUCAUGUAUCACCUACAGUAAGCAGGAAUUCUAGGUGGUUUAGCAUCUCAGUGAAUGGCAUCAUAACUAGCAAGGAAUUAUUUUGGCUGACAAUGCCACACCACAUUUGAAUUUACCUCCAGUGGCUGUGAUACUGACUAGCAUUUGUUUGCAGCCUGCUUAUCUUUGGGAAUUACAUUUGUUAAUUAUUGGUGACUUGUGUAGUGACUAACAUGAGAAGGUGGGAUGCAGCCACCCUGAAAUGCAAAGAAUCAAGUUCAGGCUUUGCUCUGUCAUUUGAUAUUUAUUUGGAAGUACAGAGUCUUUUCCUUUUAGAUAUAAAAAGUAUUUCUUGCAAUUAUUUUGAAUAAAUAUGAACAAGAAUUUCUUGAAACAAUGUUGAUAAAAUUUGUAUUAGUUUGGACAAGUUUUUUCAGAACAAGACAAAAUGUAGUAUGUCAUAUUAGGAGAGGCCCUUAAUUUCUUUCUUAAUACACAAUUUUGCAAUCUUGCAAGGAUUAAUUUUGUUAAUUCCUGUAACAAUAUACCAUUAUGUGCUCAAGUAUCAAUUGCAGAAAUUUGAAAAGGUACUGUAAGCAUGGCUACAUCUUGCACUUCAUUAUUGUUAUAAUAAGGUUUGCUCAGUUUUACAGUUCUUAAUGUUUUACAUUGGUUCACCUUCUCUUCACUUUCAUCACAAAAACUGAAUUUCUUAACGAAUUUCAAGCCUUCUACAUCAUAUCUGAUUACUGUGUGGGUGUCUUGAAGUGGCAUGCUAGUUUGGGCCUGGAGAAUGAACUGGUUGUUGUAAUGUUAUCCAUAUGCUUUUCAAGACAACAUUUAUUCAAAACUAAACCUCUGGUACACCAUCACUGCAUAUUAGGGCAAAGAUUAAAAACAUUAUAUGUACUGUUUGUAAUUGGUUAAUGGUACUAAUUGAGUACUGGCAAUUAGUUAAUAGCACUAAUGAGAUUCAAUGGAGUUGCAUGUUGGGAUACAGUAGUUCAUUGUAACUAGUGAGUUUUAUAAGCUAACCUUUGUACUGUACUACUGCAUAUGUGCAAACAUUUGUAUUUGGGUUAACAAAGUAAAAGUUUUUUUAUCCUAAUGGUAUCAUGAGUCAUCUUCAGCAUAUUUUCAUAUUUUUUUCUUAGACCUUCACAAGUUAUAGUAUGAGUGUAGGAACUUUCAGUUAUGCUUUUGAUAAUGUCACACAAAUGAUCAAAUAGGUAGUACUCUUUACAUUUUCAAUGUUUCUUUCUGAUUUUAGGAAAAGGUAGGAUCAUCAUUUGCAGAGGGGAUUAAUAUUUUCAUUACCGUAAGUCGGGGGUAUGCUUCACUUUAUUUCCUGAAUGGUCAUGACUGAGUUUUGCAUUAUCAGUCCUUAGUUUGUUGUAAAUUUAUGCAUAUUGCAUUGACUUUUAAGGUUAGCACCUUUGCGUUAUAUCCUCCUAUUGUAUUAGGUCAGUAGUAGAUCCUAAGUUGCUUUGGUUUAAGAAUGGGCUAUUUUUGGCUGCUGUAUUGUCAGAUCUUGAGGAUUACUAGUGGAGAAUCGUUAAUGCUUUGGUCUUGUGUAUCUAAGUCCAUUUUAGAAUUCUUUCAUAUCCCCAAUGAAGUGUUCAGUCUUACUAGAAACUAAGCUUAAUGACCUUGCACUGAUUGUUAUAUUUUUCAUAAAUUUUUGAGGAAUUUUAAUAAAUUUAGCAAAAAAAAUCAAAAAAUAUGUUAAUUGUAAGAUUUUCAGUUGCAUAAAUCCCAUCUUUUUUUAUUAUUGCAUAUUUGUAUCAGCACAAUGCUCUUUGAGAUGUUGUGACAGUUGAUUUUGUUUAUAUUCUUUUAUCAUCAGUAAAGCAGAUUUAAUUUUUAGACGCUUUGCUUUUGUGAAUGUUUACACCUUUUUAUGUUUUCAUUAUUUUGCUUAUAGCUGUUCAGAAGGUUUCAGCAUUUUUUUUUCUAAAGUACCUGUCACUGUGAUGUAAAUAAUUUUUGUUUCUUUUUGCCUUUUCUGUUCUAGUACCACCACUCUACUAUUGGAUGAUGUGUCCUAACUUCCAGCACGACCUCCCUUGACCUAAGGCAAUCAAUCCUUCAUCGGGUAAUGUUCGGUUUCGGUACCUGUGUUGUUUGGUUGGUUCUAAUCUCAUUGACACUUACCCUUACGCUGUUGUAUACAUGCAUGCGUUUUGAAUCACCUUUCCAUUCUCAUUUUCACAUCUGUUAUUGUUGGAGUGGGUCUUAUUUCUUGUCAGGCAUUGUGCAUACUUUGAGUGAAUUCCUUUAUACAGUAUACGUACUUUCAUUAUUUAGAUUUUAAAUCUAGAAGUGUUCUCUUAAGCCUUAUGUUAUCUAUGAACAGAGAAAUAUCGGUUCUCUUCUUCAGUGGCGACCAAUUUCAACCCAGAUGAAGCUUGGGAGUAGUGGUCUAAGGACAAGUCAGUAUAUCGAAAAUACCCACAAUCUUUCUCAGAAAAUUUAUUGAGCAGUUUUUUAGCUAUUAAAAUUUCUAUCAGAUGUCAUCUUUUGCAAAUUUUGUAUUGUGGGAGUUAUAAUUACAUUUAGUAAGCUUAUAUUCAUUCUUUCAGUUUUUCUUUGGUAACAUUUAAAGGGAAUUAAAUGUCCAAGCAGUAUUGAAAAAAUCGUAUGAUAAUGAUAAAGCUGAGAGAUGAAUUUCUAUGGCCUUCAUAAGGCUACUAGUUAACUCAUACAUACGUACUGUAAAAAAUAAUGGCAAUAUAAGAGAGGAUCGAAACAGCAUGUUCCAACCCUACGGAUGCUAUGAACUGUUUCAAAGCUUGGGCCGAGAUACCCUCUUUCUGCAGACUAAUAUAGGGACCGUUGGUGAGGGAAGUAAUCUCAGGUCUGGUUGACACCACAUCUCUGAUUAUCCAUGGCCUGUGGUUACGGCAGGGUGCACUUCUGUGUGUAUUUUGGCUGACUUUUGUAAGGGGAAUAAAAAAUCUUCCGGAAUUCUGUAAUUUUGUUAGAUUCACCUAAGACACAAAGUAUUGUCCUUUCUUAACUGGGAAUAUAGGAGGAAAUACAUUUUGUAAACGAGGCCAAAGAUUAAGGGUUAUUGGUAAUUGACUGUGUGCUUCUAACAUCAAUUUCUUCGAGACCAGAUACGUAUGUUGAUAUAUUUAAGAAAUCUGUACCUAACAUGCCUGACAGGAAUAACCACUCAUUCCACAUAUAAUUUAUUGUUUAAUUUUGUCACCAACACCACACCCCUUUUCAUCGUGUAAGUGGUACACUGUCGAAAGAUGCGCCUUAAGGAAAAACAAGAAAGGGAAUACAAUCUUGUGGCUACAGUUGUACAUAUUGUUAGUCCUAGUCUUGUCUUUCAGAGAAAACUUUUGAAUUAAAAAAGAGUUUCAGUAUGUGUAAGAGUGAAGAUGUGUUCAUCUUGCAUAGUUUUAGAACAACUGCACAUUCAUGAAUUUCUGCAGUGCUCUCAAGUGAUAUAGAUUACCAGUGUUUUAUAACUUUAAGUGAAAGUGAUUUUAUUUCUCUCAGAUUGGUGAAUGUCGUUCAUGAAAGUUGCUUCAUUCUUUGCUUUGUGUUAUUUUCUGCCAUUCUUGUAAUGUGAUGGCCACUGCCAUCUGUUAAAUUCUGGCCACGUACUAUCCAUGACUUCUGACAAUAUCUUAAAAUGUGCAAUAUUAAUAUGACAUAUUUUAAAUGCAUAGUUUUGAUUAAUGUCAGAACUUAAUUAAUAAAUAAAACCUUUAGAAACUGUAUUAAUUGGUGUGUGCUUUUUAGUGUAAUAGAGUUAUGAGUUCAUGCAUUUGGUAAUGGCUUAGUCAAGCACAGAGACAUUAGUCUUAUAAUUAUUGACUUAUUGGGUCUUUUAGAAUACUGGCUUGUUAUAGCAAAAGUUUUGGAACUGAUUUCUUAAAAGCAUCAGCAGAUAUAAUAAUAACAGUCUUUGCAAUUAUUAUUAUCAAGUAUUAUUAAGUUUUAUUGUACUAUAUAUUUUUUUAAAUGGUGUACAGGACAGUGUGAAUGUUGUCAUGGAGAUUCUCUGUAUUUAAAUUAGGAUAUGAAGUAAUAUAUAUAUAUGAUGGCUCAAGGACCUUCAUGGUAGGAAUCGAUGUGAUUGCAGUGCAGUGCUCUUAAUAGAAAUAUUUAUCAGUUUUAAACCAAUUAUUUUUUCUUAUGCUGGGGUAUAUUGAAAUCAAAAAGUUUUCAAGAGUACGUAUCUUGCUUUUCUGCCAUGCUUACAUGUACAUGUCCUUUCACAUUUCAUCAAUGGGCGCCUGUGGUACAGGUAGGGCCAUCUUAACUGCAUUGUAGGGCCCUUGGCCAUAUCCACUUAUCCACAGGAAUAAAAAUGUACACAAUCGAUAAAUUAAACCCACAGGUUUCUUGGUACUAACUACCAAUGUGUUAUUUAAAAAAUCAGUGCUUCAUCACAAAAAUGUCCUUUAAGUUAGGAUAAAGCCCUGAGUUUAUUUUCAUUCAAUUAACUUUAGGUGGUCUUACGUUUAUGCCAAAAACCCCUGGUUCAUAAUUCCAGAGAAUGUUGAUUUGCAGCUCAUAGUUUCCGAAUUAAAGUAGAGUGGAUUGUAUUACGUAUUAGCAUAUGACAUAAAACUUUGUUGCCAACACUUGAGGUAAAAUUUUAACUAGUUUUGAAUUCUAUUUAAGGCUCUGUAAGGUUGAAAAUACGUAUUACAUUUUUCAAUGAAGUCUCAAGUUUUGGACUGAACACUUUGAUGCUGAGAGACUCAAUUUUUAGUCUUGAUUACAGUAACUUGACCAUACUUUAUGGGAUAAUAAAAACCUUGGAAGUUGGGAUCUGUCAUACGUGUACAUAAGGUGCUGCUUACAGUUACAACUUUACUAGUCGUAGCUAAUUUUAUAUGAAGGAUAAUCAAGAUGACUUUGGUAGAAUGGGUGUAUUUCUUCUUUAUAUACUAACAUCUGAAAUAGGUUUCCAAUUAUCUUAAAUACAGUACACUUGGAAGUGCUGCAUUUGAUAUAGGCCAGGCUAGUCAUAUUCCUUAUAUUAAUCUUUGCUGCAAUGAUUUGAAUAGUGCAGUACUUAUUUGUUAUGUCUGACACUGCAUUUUUUAAUAAUUCGUAUUAAGGUGUGUGUUUGUGUGUGGGGAGGUUUUUGCAUUUACUACUGCUAUAGGAUUGAGAAAAAUGAAAAUCUUUUUACCAUGCUCUUUAAAUCUAGCCUAAGCUGCUUCUAAUAGCAUGGAGGAAUACACAUUAAUUUUUUUUUUUUACUUACAUUAGCUCUACUUUCUGGGGCAUAGCUUCUCUCAGCAUAUUAAUCUGAAGUUUACAGUAAUGAAUCAAACUGUAAUCAGAGUAUGCUAGCCCGCAGAGGCAUUUUCCUAAGUGCUGACCAGUUGAGUCAAAACCUACAUAGGUCAUUUCAGGUUGCAAUGAGCAAUGUCUGUCAAGACUUGCCAUCCUUGACACAACAUAGGAUCUAAGAAAGUCUGUAACAAAUAUAUCUUUGAAGUCUACUUUUACUCUGUCCAUUUUAGACAUUGCAAAGAUGGUAGCACUGCCCUGCAGUACUAUUCUGUCUUCACACCGAAAUUGUGGAUGAAAUAUGUAGUCCUUUUGUUUUCACAUACAGUAGGUGAAAUGCAUGACAGUUCUCUAGGGAGAGUAUUGUCAAUAUUUAGAAGUAAACUAACUUCUUUUCCAUCUAUAGGUCCUUGACAUAGAAUGCACAGAAGAGAGUGACAUGUCAAGGGGAAAAUCAGAAAUGAAAUGGUAAAAUGUUCAUGAAAAUGGCAUGAAUCAAGUUGCUUAAUAUACCUCUUAAGUCAAAAAAGGCACUUGAGAUAUUUCAGAUGAGAAAAACCCGGGAACUUCAGUCAGGAGAUGGAUAAGUAGUGUAUACAAGUCUGAUUUUUUAAGAUAAAACCUGAAUGUUACUCUAAAAAAAAGGCCAUUUGUGAAAAAAGUUAAAAAUUCAACCAAAACUGUUGGAGACUUUGACAAAGAGCUAACCUGUCCCAAUAAAAUUAUUACUUGCCAUUUUUCAGAAUAAAAUUUCUAGAAAUCAAGUUAGUUACCACGACUGGAGUGAAGAUUGUAAGAUGAAAGGGGAGGAUACAUAACAAAGGAUAAUAAAUGGAGAAUAAAUAAAUGGGAAAGUUGUUAUUGAAAACGGCAACAAACCAAGAAUUGCUCACAAAAUGACCUGUUGUUUUAGUUAAAAGUCCUUUUAAGCAAAAGUUGUUUUGCAGAGGGCUUGCAAUAUGGUAAAGUAAUAGCAGCUCAGUGGCUAAAAAUAUUCUAACUGGAUGAUGAAUUAUCAAGUUACUGACUUUGUACUUGAACCCAAGUGUACAUGUGGUACACUUUGACAAUAUUCACAAUAUGUACUUUAAGGAUUGCUAGCACGUACUGUACAUUAAGGUGCCAGUAACAAUUUUUUUUUUGUUUAAUAAUUUUGGCUUAAAAUGUGCAUUUGGUUCCCUUUGGUUAUGAUUCCUUAUAUGUCUUGGUUUAUUGAAAUGAUUAUAAGUAAACUUGGUUUAUUUUUGUCCCUGAGUGUCAGAUACACCAUAAAAAAACUGCUUUGGUGUAAACAGAAAAUACCAGAGAGUUAUUGGCAAAUUUAUUUAACUUGUUGCUCAUACAGUGUGGAUAUUUACUAUGUUUGUAGUUCUGUUUAUUUGUUUAGAUGAUACUCGCCUUCCAACUGGUUCCUGUGUGCUGGAUAGUUGCUAUCUAAGGUUUUAUUUGCAGAAUUAGGGUGAAUUUGACCAAACAGUCACACACAAUGAGUAUCAAGGGUUCCUUAUUUUUAGAAAGAGCAGCAGUAGGAGAGCCUGCUCAAUGAACCUUCCGAGUCAGUUAUGGGUUUCCAUAUUUUUAGGAAAAGAAAAAUGGGAUAGGACAUUCUGUCCAGGGAAGACUUCAAAAGAGUGAGGUCAUUUUGGGGUACGUAUAUUAGUUCCAGUUGUGGCUGACUGGAAAGUACAUUAAUUUCAGAAGUUUUUUAUGCCUGUUACCGGCUGUUAAUUUUGCUUGUGAGUGCUUAAUGCUUUAUAAGCAAUGGAACAUAGAAGUCAAUUUCAUAAUUUUGUUUGCAUUAAGGGUUUUGUAACUUGGCAAAAAAGUUGAAAAAUAUAUAAGUAAUGUUAAUAAAAGCUGAAACACUAUUCUAUUUUUUAUUAUUCAGGGAAAAGUAAUUUUUGUUUUUUAAGUUGUCUUUCUACUAACAGUCAAAUUAAGGUCUGAUAAAGACUCUGAACCACUAAAAUGGUUAAACAUCAUCUUAUAAACAAUGAGGUGACCCUAUGAAUUUGACAAUACCAGUCAUGUUGUGAUUUUGUGAUUCCUUGUAGUUUUAAUUUGUGUAACUGACUGCUACAUAUAACUAUUUAUCUUUGUAACUAUCUAUCUAUAUAUAUAUACAGUAUAUAUUAUAUGUGUGAGACAGUGGUUGUAUAUAGUAAUUAUGCGAGAGGUACACUGUGUGAAUCAGUCUAGAUGUAUUGAUAUUAGUUUGCAUUAUCAAAUAUGUCGAGGAUAGACAUCGGUUUUUUGAAGUAUCAAAAAGAUGUACAGUAUAUAUUUAGUUAACAGUAAUUUGAAAGAAGUGUUCACAUGUUCUGGAAUUUUGGAAAAUAUAGUUUAUUAAGUGAUCUGGAAAAUUUCUGGGGUUUAGGAAAAUAGUUUAUUAAGUGAUCCGGAAAAUUUGAACCAAUCUGAAAAAAAUACCCUUUGCCUUAAUAAAAUGAGGAAUUGAGGUUAAUUUGUCGGAUUUCUACCCCCCAAAAUUUGUACUUCGUAAGAUUUUUAUUCCUAAAUCUAGCUACACCUAACUAUUGGUAUUUCUGGAACACUUGAUAUAUGUGUGUACAUCAAUUCAGCAUUUCCUCUUGGCAAGAAUAUACAUAAUAAACUGAUACUGAAGGGGAUAUUUAGUGAGAAAUGUGCCUUCAUUUUUGCAGUGUUUUAGUUUCCUAUAAUAUCAAGUUCCAUGGCAUUUGAAAAAUUACUGGAAUCUUUUUGUCAUUCAGAAACACUUUUUUAAGUAGAAAUGAUCUCCUUACUUUUAUAUACAUUUUCUUUGUUUAUAGGUAAUAUAUUCAUUAACUAGUAAAAUCUCUCUCCACUUGUCAGUAUACAGGAUCUUGAAAUUGCUUAAAUUAUUGCCGCUGACAUUCCAGAGAAAUAGCAACGUUUUUUGUCGUAGUUGUAGAAAACUCUUAUCGAGUGAAAACCUAUUUGUAAACAUAUUCUUUUUGUGAUUGAUUGAAAGACAUAAAGGUGUGUAUAAGCUACAAUAUUGUAUACAAAUAAAAAAUAAUUAUGCUAAA
This is a messenger RNA of Macrobrachium nipponense, 13622 nucleotides long. It is a transcript of the gene Lerp, whose product is annotated as cation-independent mannose-6-phosphate receptor-like. Gene Ontology annotation, biological process: lysosomal transport. The transcript has 5 exons. NCBI's taxonomy places the organism in Eukaryota, Metazoa, Arthropoda, Malacostraca, Decapoda, Palaemonidae. Bases 392 to 4378 code for a protein of 1328 amino acids. The record is from RefSeq and is a predicted model, not a curated record. Gene Ontology annotation, molecular function: D-mannose binding; signaling receptor activity.